AUGUCAGAAAGAGAGAAGACGACAAAUGAAAAAAUUUCUUACUUGGAAGAGGUAAUUAAGAAGAUGAAAAGUGAUGAAGCCAGUCUAUGUGCUCAGCUCAAGAGUGAGAACUGGGUUUUAGAGUGUGGUAAAAAAAGAGCUGAAGAUGAGAUUGAAGUUCUAAAGAUGAAUUUUAUGAAAUUGCAGAAAGAAUUAAAAGAUUAUACAUCCAAGUGUCAUGGCUUGUCAACAACGCUUAAGGUGAAGGAAAUGGAGUGUGUUGGCACUGAGUCUCAGUUGAAGGAGCUGAAUGAAAGUAAGAUUGGUGUUGAAAAUGAACUCAAGGAGUACGAGAUAAUGUGUGGUCGAUUGAAAGAGCAGAUAAUUAAGAGUCUGGAGGACAAGAGAAUUGCAAGUGAAAGAGAAAAGGAAGCAAAAGAAAGAACCAUUAAGCUGGAAGAGGAAAUCAAGAAGAUGGGAAGUGAUCUGAGGGAGAAAUGUGUUGAGUUCAGUAAGGAGAUUAUAGAUUUAAAGACUGUGAACCAAAGAGCAAAAGAAGAGAUGGAGAUUUGGAAGAAGAAAUAUACGGAUUUGGAGUGUGAGAAAAGAAGAGCAGAUGGUGAAAUUGAGCUUGUAAAGAAAAAGUGUAGAGAAUUAGAGAUUCAAGCAAGCGAGAUGCUGAAUCAUGGAUCCGAGUUGGAAGAUUAUAAAACCAAAUGUCAUGGAUUGUCAGCAGCGCUUAAGGUGAAGAAAAUGGAGUGUGUUGGAUUUGAGGGUAAAUUGAAGAACCUAAUGUCAGCAAAGGUUGCUCUUGAUCAUGAGCUUGAGGACCGCCAAACCACCUGCAGCCGAAUGAAAGAGGAUAUUACGGGUUUAACAAAUGUAGGAAAGAUUAUGUCCGAAAGAGAGAAGACGUCACAUGAUAGAAUUGCUUACUUUGAAGAGUUAGUUAAUAAGAUGGAAAGUGAUGAAAAGGAUAUGCUUGUUCAGCUUAAGAAUGCGAACAUGGUUUUGGAGCGUGGGAAAAGAAGAGCGGAGGACGAGGCUGGGAAUUGGAAGAAGAGAUUUACGGAGCUGGAGAUGGGAUUGGAAAGCUUACAAAAGGAAUAUGCUUAUGAUGAUAUAUGCGAGAAAUAUAUGGACGAAUAUAUUAGCAGGAAAAUGGAUGGCAGGGUCAAUGCUGCUAGUGUGGCUCACUUGACUAAAAGUGAAAAGGUUCUUAGUCCUGCUUCUCUACCCGCUACGGACUUUUCUUCAUUCCAUGAAAUGUUGUUUGAAGAUGUACAUGUCUCAGACACACCUAAUACCAAGAGCCAAUUUGACCAUUCUGCAGAUUUUAAGGUUGAGAAGAAGAAUAUUUGUUCAGAUACCAAGGUGGAGUUGGUGAGUAAAGCUAAACAGCAACCAGGUUCUGAGACAGGAGGGAGCUGCAAAGAAAAUCUGGUUUUUCUCAAACAAGAUGGUGUAACAACAUCAUCCAUAUGUAUAAUUGAGAUCGAGGAUGACGUUAUUGAGGUCAGUGACGGUGAGGAUGAAAAGGAGAUUCCUCUGACACAUACUUGUAACAACAAAGGUGAAGACAUAGAUCAUGCAUCAACUGAUGGAACUUUGAAAACAUUGAACAAGUUUUUGGAAAGGCCAUUGUCAGUUUGGGGAAGCCUUGACAAGAAUAUUCAAUUCUCUUCAACUAUGAAAAGAUGCAAGGUUUCCACCAGCCGAAGUGUCAGCCAAGAAGAUGAUAAGUUCCCAAAUAUAAAGAUAUAAAAACUUUUACGCAGUGCAGGACUUUACCAAUCCAUGGUCUUUUACUCUUUUAUUUAUUUUUAGGAAACUCGAACAGAAUAUAGAAAGUCACAUUGUCUGUGCCCUCAGGAGACCCCUUGCAUGCACAAAACAAGUACCA
Molecule: messenger RNA, 1882 nt
Organism: Papaver somniferum (opium poppy)
Lineage: Eukaryota; Viridiplantae; Streptophyta; Magnoliopsida; Ranunculales; Papaveraceae
Product: early endosome antigen 1-like
Exons: 2
Coding region: 1-1743 (580 amino acids)
Source: RefSeq, a predicted model, not a curated record